Molecule: messenger RNA, 942 nt
Organism: Periophthalmus magnuspinnatus
Lineage: Eukaryota; Metazoa; Chordata; Actinopteri; Gobiiformes; Gobiidae
Product: T-box transcription factor TBX1-like
Exons: 8
Coding region: 1-942 (313 amino acids)
Biological process (GO): cell fate specification; regulation of transcription by RNA polymerase II; positive regulation of DNA-templated transcription
Cellular component (GO): nucleus
Molecular function (GO): RNA polymerase II cis-regulatory region sequence-specific DNA binding; DNA-binding transcription factor activity, RNA polymerase II-specific
Source: RefSeq, a predicted model, not a curated record
AUGGCAGGCUCUCAUGUGUCUGGACACUUAUCGUUGUCUCUUCCGUGUUUCGACGCCGCUCCUCUGUUAAACUCCAAAGCGCCGCAGGUCACGGGCGUCCGAGUCCAACUGGAAAUGCAAAUGUUGUGGCAACAAUUUGAUCAACUGGGCACAGAAAUGAUCGUCACCAAGGCUGGACGGAGGAUGUUUCCCACUUUCCAAGUCCGAAUCUCGGGGAUGGACCCAAUGUCGGAAUACGUUCUACUCAUGGAUUUUAUUCCUGUUGACGACAAAAGAUACAGAUACGCGUUCCACAGCUCGUCCUGGCUGGUGGCGGGACGGGCGGAUACGGCAGCUCCCAGUCGGAUGCACUUCCACCCGGAUUCUCCCGCCCGUGGAGCUCAGUGGAUGAAACAGACGGUGUCGUUUGACUCGCUCAAACUCACGAAUAACCUGCUCGAUGACAACGGACAUAUGAUCCUAAACUCCAUGCAUCGUUACCAGCCUCGGUUUCAUGUCGUCUACGUGGAUCCGGCUCCAAACAGUCAUUUAAACGCACACAGAAACUUCAGCUCCUUCUCCUUCCCCGAGACACGUUUCAUGGCCGUCACCGCCUACCAGAACCACAGGAUCACACAGUUGAAGAUCGCCAGUAAUCCAUUUGCCAAAGGCUUCAGGGCCUCAGACGCUCAGGAGUGGCCAGGGACUUCAAGACCUCUCCCAGUGUUAUGUCCAUCAGACAACAGAAGGGGGCGCCUGUCAUCCAAAGAGCAGGACUGGACAACAAGACAAACAGACAGAGGCUGUGAUGUGGAACAGAGCAGACUUUUCCCACACGGUUUAGACUCACCUGAACUCACCGCUCACAGGAAAGAAGAGGAGAACUUCACAGCCUCGUUCCUCCCUCUGCCUUUGUACUGGGACUGUCCUGGACUGUCACACGAGAGACCACCACAGCCGUAA